AUGCAAAUUGCAUUUGAACUUUUUUCAUUGGCAUAUGAAGCUUGGAUGCUAUUAGAUAUUGAUCUUAAUCCUAAAAAUGGCCAUUUAGCUACAGAAGAUACCAAAACAGCAAUGCAGUUUUAUAUGAAAUAUAAAGAUAACGAAAAAAGUAAAGAAGAUGCACGUCGUCUUUUACUUAACAUUCGACCUCGUAUGACACCAACAAAAGCUUCUAAUUACAAUUAUGAAGGUAUUUGUGUUGCUGGAUUCUUUAAAGAAAUGUGUACUUGUAAUCGAUCGUCAUUUACCAAUAAUUAA
This is a messenger RNA of Rotaria sp. Silwood1, 297 nucleotides long. NCBI's taxonomy places the organism in Eukaryota, Metazoa, Rotifera, Eurotatoria, Philodinida, Philodinidae. The record is from the annotation of a GenBank genome assembly.